This is a messenger RNA of Tripterygium wilfordii, 1385 nucleotides long. RefSeq names its product zinc finger protein CONSTANS-LIKE 5-like. Gene Ontology annotation, molecular function: zinc ion binding; protein binding. Gene Ontology annotation, biological process: regulation of photoperiodism, flowering; regulation of flower development. Gene Ontology annotation, cellular component: nucleus. The record is from RefSeq and is a predicted model, not a curated record. The transcript is spliced from 2 exons. Bases 116 to 1216 code for a protein of 366 amino acids. NCBI's taxonomy places the organism in Eukaryota, Viridiplantae, Streptophyta, Magnoliopsida, Celastrales, Celastraceae.
AUCUUCUAAAUCUUGAACCCAAACUCCCUACUCUUACUUACUCACAAGCUUCUCUUCUCCCCCGCACGAAGAAUCCAUACAUAGCCUCUCAUUAGAGUCUGGAGAGCCCGAACUAAUGGGAAUUGAAAUCAAAGGGUUUUCCGUCGGGUGGAGCGUGGCGGCGAAGCGGUGCGAUUAUUGCAAAACAGCAGCUGCUGCUGCGUUUUGCGGAUCCCACUCAGCUUUCCUGUGUCUGAACUGCGACACCAAGAUUCACGGAGUGAACAAGCUGUCGUCGCGACACGAGCGCGUGUGGAUGUGCCAGGUGUGCGAGCAAGAGCCUGCGGCUGUCACGUGCAAGGCAGACGCGGCCGCUCUGUGCGUCACUUGCGACGCUGACAUACACUCCGCGAAUACACUCGCGCGACGCCAUGAGCGGGUCCCAGUGGAGCCGUUCUUCGACUCCGACGAGUCUAUUGUGAAGUCAUCCUCGCCGUUAAAUUUUCUAGUUCCCCACGAAACUUAUUUUAUUGGUGCCACGUGUCAGAAAGACGACCCUGAAGAGACUUCCUGGCUUCUGCCAAAUCAGAACCUGCCGUCAAAACUCGGCAGGGAAAAUCAUGACGUUAAGCCGUCAACGGACCUGUUCUUCUCGGGAAUGGAUCCGGAUCCUUUUUUGGAUUUCGAAUACCCGAAUUCCAUGGAUGCCAGGUUCCGCCAACAACAUCACAGUGCAGGUACCGAUAGCAUGGUACCAGUACAGACCAAAGAAGCUCCCAUUCCGGUAAUGAACAACGAGAAUUGUUUCGCCAUCGAUUUAUGUAGAUCGAAUGUCUCUCCGUUCAACUACACAACUCAUACACUCAGUCAAAGUGUUUCAUCGUCGUCACUGGACGUUGGAGUGGUUCCAGACGGCAAUUCCAUGUCCGAAAUAUCAUACAGUUUUAGCGGAAGCAUGACAAACGGGGUUGACCCCAGCAUAACAGUCUCGACGGCGACCCAAUUGUGCGGAAUCGAUCGGGAAGCGAGGGUUUUGAGGUACAGAGAGAAGAGGAAGAAGAGGAAGUUUGAGAAAACUAUUCGCUACGCUUCACGCAAAGCCUACGCUGAGAGCAGACCGAGAAUAAGAGGCCGGUUCGCCAAACGAAUCGAAGUCAAUAACGACCGCCUCUAUGGUUCUCAAGCCUCUGUACCGUUCAUGUCCGAUACUCAAUACGGCAUCGUUCCAUCCUUUUGAUGACGUGACGUGAGGCUCUGCAUUGUUGUGAUCCAUUCCUGUACUCUCAGAACUAUUACUAUUAUUUUGCAAGUAGAAUAAUCGUUUAUGUAUAUAUUAAUGGGUUUUCAGCCGUUGACUUUCAAAGUUCAUGUUGAUCUUAUAUGUCAAAAAGCCGCUGAUUACUCCA